This is a messenger RNA of Bombyx mori (domestic silkworm), 1034 nucleotides long. It is a transcript of the gene Coq4, whose product is annotated as coenzyme Q4-like protein. Gene Ontology annotation, biological process: ubiquinone biosynthetic process. The record is from RefSeq and is marked provisional. Lineage: Eukaryota; Metazoa; Arthropoda; Insecta; Lepidoptera; Bombycidae. Gene Ontology annotation, cellular component: mitochondrion; mitochondrial inner membrane.
GUGAUCAUGUAUUUACGCAAACCAAUACAAAAAAUAAAAUCAGAAGUACAAAUAAGAUUAAUUCGCUACUAUACUGCUUCUGAAAAUGCAAAAGUUACUUAUCAUGAAGAAAUGCAGAAUAAUUUUAUUGCCACGAACAUAUUCCAAAAAGCAUUAUUAACAUGCGGCUCAGCAGUGAUAGCUUUGCUCGACCCUCACCGGGGUGAUAUGAUUGCUUGCUUAGGCGAAGUUACUGGCGAAAAUGCUAUAAAAUAUAUGCACAGUAAAAUGUUACAAACUGAAGAGGGACAAGAUAUUUUGAAAAACAAACCUCGUAUUAAUUCCAAAACGAUUGCAUUUGAAACUUUGUCUCAGAUGCCUGAAAACAGCCUUGGUCGUGUUUAUGCCGACUUCAUGAAGGAUAAUAAUAUAACUGCAGAUUCUCGUUUACCAGUACAAUUCAUUGCAGACCCUGAAUUAGCUUACGUAAUGCAGAGGUACAGAGAAGUCCAUGACUUAGUACACGCAUCUUUAUUCAUGAAGACAAAUAUGCUGGGAGAGGUUACUGUUAAAUGGGUAGAAGGCAUCCAGACUAAAUUACCUAUGUGUAUUGGUGGAGGCAUUUGGGGUGCAGCACGUCUUCGGCCGAAGCAUAGACAAAUGUAUUUGAAAUAUUAUUUACCAUGGGCCAUUAGAACCGGAAACAAUGCGAAAUUCUUACAGGGUAUCUAUUUUGAAAAAAGAUGGGAACAAGACAUCGAUGAUUUUCACAAGGAGAUGAAUAUUGUUCGAUUAUUAAAAAAAUAAGUUUUAGUUAAAAUAACAAUAUUCCAAUAAUACACCUUACAAACGCUUCGAUACGAUGCGAACCACGAUACGCUCGUGGCACGCUGCAGUGCAGCGAUGGUGGUUUUAAUGUGCACGUGCAAAAUAGUGAUGAAACAUUUUAAAUUCAUUUAAAAUAUUUUUGUUAUUUAUUUCAUCAUCUAUUGAAUUGAGCGAAGUGUGAAUUUCCCCUGGAAGUUUUCGUUGACUGUAGUAACUUAAAAUUCAAU